Messenger RNA from Stegastes partitus (bicolor damselfish), 3385 nucleotides. It is a transcript of the gene rp2, whose product is annotated as RP2 activator of ARL3 GTPase. The transcript is spliced from 5 exons. The coding region runs from base 91 to 1209 and encodes 372 amino acids. Lineage: Eukaryota; Metazoa; Chordata; Actinopteri; Pomacentridae. Gene Ontology annotation, biological process: post-Golgi vesicle-mediated transport. Gene Ontology annotation, cellular component: periciliary membrane compartment; cilium. The record is from RefSeq and is a predicted model, not a curated record. Gene Ontology annotation, molecular function: GTPase activator activity.
AACUGAAGUGGCUAAGCUUCUGCCUCACAUUUGUCGUGCUCUUCAAGCUAACGUGACGAUUCUGAAAGUGGUCGCUACCGAACAAGCAGGAUGGGGUGCUUCUUUUCCAAGAAAUCCAAAAGAAAGUCGGGGGAAAAAGACGAUCGUACGCCGACAACAACGACUGUCGAAACUACGACGACAAGUAACGCGGUUCCCCUUGGCAACAACACCGACGAGGCUCCGAAACAGUACAGCUGGGAUAAGAGAGAAAAGGUUGACCCCAAAGACUACAUGCUGACAGGUCUCAAAGACGUCACAGUGGGGCGUUUGCCCGGAAAACUGAACGGGCAACAGUUUGUCAUCCAAGAGUGCGAGAACUGCAACAUCUUUGUGUUCGACCAUUCAGCAACUAUCACCAUUGACGACUGUGUCAACUGCCGCAUCUUUCUAGGACCUGUCAAAGGCAGUGUGUUUUUCAGAGACUGCAAAGACAUCAAGUGCGUGGUGGCCUGUCAGCAGUUUCGUACACGGGACUGUAAAAAGAUGGAGGUGUUCUUGUGCUGCGCCACUCAGCCCAUCAUCGAGUCGUCUACGGGUAUGAAGUUCGGCUGCUUCCAGUACUACUACCCCGAGUUGGCCUUCCACUUCAAGGACGCCGGGCUCAGCAUAUUCAACAACAACUGGAGCAACAUUCACGACUUCACGCCGGUGUCUGGAGAGAACAACUGGAGCUUGUUGCCGGAGGCCUCAGCGGUUCUGGAUUUUGUUCCAACGCCAGACCCAGAGUCUGACUUCAAGUCGGUUCGGAUCUCCACUGAACCCGCACGGAGCAUAGUGCCUUUGACAAAAGGAGGGAGGCGGAAGGACAGUGAGGAGUCCUGCCUCUUUGUUUUCUUCGCUGGAGAGUACACGACCGCAAAUGCCCGCAAACUGAUUGAUGAGGCGACUGCUAAAGGUUUUGUGCUGAUUCAGACAAAGGAAGUCUCAAUGCGACCUGAAGAUGUGAAGAGAGUGUUUCAGAACAGUGCUGAUGAUCUCGUGGAGUGGAUAACUAAAGGUCCCGUCAUCGCCCUCGAGCUGAACGGUGAUGGCGUUGUAGAAGCCUGCAAGAGCGUUGCCAAUGAAAUCUUCAAUGGGACCAAGGUUUUUGUCUCUGAUAACAAAAAUACGUCCUCACGAGACGUGGACAACUUCUUCAACUUCGCUGACAUGCAGAUGGGCUUGUAAUUGGUUAGAUAUCGAUGCAAACUGCCUGAAUUCAAUGAGAUUUUUCUACCGCUCCUGCCGUCCAGCUCGGACUGAAUAUGAUCAAUAAUUAUUUGCCUCUUUUCGUCCUUAAAAAAUCGGUAGGAAUGGAAAAUGUUACUGUUGCUUUGGAUAGAGCAACUCACUUCCAGCAGUCAUGAGUCUGCAGACUAGAAUUCCUCCCUUAUAAUUCAGAAACAUGUGCUGUAAACCACUGAUCCAUUAGUUGCUAAGAGUGCUGUGAAUAUUUAUAUUUCUAUGAAUGUAUUUGAUAAUUCUGUUGGUUUCAUCCAUUGUGAAUGUAGCUUCUUGCUGUAAAUGUAAUUUCGUUUUUUUUAUUUAAAGCGUUUCAUUACUGUCUGAAAACAGUCAUAGCAGUGAAAAAAACAAGCACAGGAAUGCCUGAGGGAAAAUGUUUUAUAUAUAAAAAUAGUAUUUUCUAUUUCUAAUGAGGAUUAUUUGUGUAUGUGGUUUAGAUAAUUGACUUUUAAAAUGUGUAUAUUUGGAAAAUGCUGUGUAGGAGGAUCAUAGGUAGGCCAAAGCUGGUUUGUGAAAGGUUGUGUGUGACUUGCAGUUCAGCUGUUUCCACAAAAUUGUGUUCAAUAAUAGGGUUUUUGAUGAAGGCACCUCAUGUGAUUUUUUUUUUCUUUUUUUUAAUGUUUUAAUAUUUGUUUUAUAAUCUCUACUGAAUGUUUUUGUAUAGGAGCAAAACAAUGUCCUUCAUUCUGAUUUUUUUAGUAAAAGUUUCAUUAUGUGUGAUACCAUUUUGUACUCUAAAAAAUAAGAUGACUGAAAGAAAGCUGCAUGAAAAUUGUCGUCGUUUGACUAACUUGAGCCAACAACCGUUUCACAAUAUAAUAAACGAUCUGUCCUGAGUUAAAGUAGUUGCCAUUAUCGCCACCAUCAGCACAGCCGCUUGGUUUUACAGCUGACAUUUGCAAGUAAUAAGAAUAUGUUAUACAGCAAACAGGCGGCAGGGUUAAGGGAAGCACUUUGGUUCCUCUUUGUAACUUGAUCAGCUUGACCUUUUUUGUAAAGAGCUUCAGUUUGAGUAAUUUUUAAACAAGCAGGCAAUGCAAACAUGCCUGUCUGACCGAUAAUUAGUCUGUCAUCGGUGAAUCGUGAACAUCACUCAUCAAGCGAAUGGUUUUCCUUGGUGUUAUAGAAAGACAUUGCUUAAAUGUUAGUGAUUAAUGCCAUUUUUCGAAUGGAAAUGCUGUUUCUCAGCAGAAUGAAUCAUGGUGGGUUCUUUGAAAAUGUGCUGUCUUCCUCAGUGAAUCACAGUUAGCAGCUUUCCUUUCAGUUAUUUCCCUUCAACCUCCUUAAACAGCAUCAGUCAGGUUACCAUUAACCGUUCCAGUUAAUGGCUAACAGCUUGACUUCAUGCCAUUUUGCCUGUAAAUUACUCAUUUUUCUGUGAUAAAAAUACGUGCAGAUUUUGUAAAUUAGGACUGAACAAUUAAUCGAUGCCAUUAGUAAAUCAUAAAGGCUGUGAUUUAAGACACAGUAAGUGUGGAUAUUAAAUAAUGAGACUAAUGCUGUAAUUUAAUUUUAUUCGUGAACGUGAACGUAUUGAAGCUUUCAGAUGUCGUUUAGACCCAUUGAUUAAAGUAAACUACGUGGUUCAGGCAUGCAUGCUGUGGUUCUGACAUAAACCCAGUCUAAUUUUUUGAUGGACACCUUUUUUGCACCACGUCUGACCCCAGGUUUUAACUGUCAUGACAGUGGUUUUACAAGUUCAUGCUGUCCUCGUGUGACAGUUUGGCUUUUGACGGUGUCUCAUUUGGUAAAGCUCCAUCACAUGUUUUAAAUCUGUUACACAGUAAAUACUGAGCCGAAGCUUGACCUUAACAACUUGCAUCACAAAUCAAAGUAUCUGUUACAAAAAAAGAGAUAUUUUCUUUAAAUCUUUCAGCCCUGACCUAAAUUAUAUCCACUAUAUCAAACAGUUUUGUACAGUUGCCUUUAAGAAGAAAACAUGUAAGGACUUUAUGUAAUGUACUUUUGUAUUGGUAAAAUUUUUGUACUGAAGCAUACAGUUUUGUAGAGCAUUUUGUCUUUAUGAUGCACAAUUGUCCGUAAUAUGUUGUUUCUACACUUAAAAUGACAUCCUGUCUUUAUACAAUGGCAGAGUCGCAUUAAAAGCCGUAGAAGAUCA